AUGGGUGCUCAACAAAGACUGGAUGCCGUCGCUGGCCAUCUCAAUUCCAGUGCAACGACAACAACCUCGCCAGGCUUGAAGAAGAUCUUGGAGAAGAACCCCGACGACAUCGUCAUCACAGCCUCAGUCCGCACACCUCUCACAAAAGCCCGCAAAGGCGGUCUCAAAGACACUCCCGCAGAAGAGCUCAUCGUCCAUGUAUUAAAAGCGAUCAAGGACAAAUCCGGAAUCGACCCCAAUGUGGUUGAAGACGUCUGCGUGGGAAAUGUUCUGCAACCGGCCCCGGGCUUCGUCGCCAGAAGUGCCGUUCUAGCCGCCGGAUUCCCCAUCAGCACGGCGGCCAACAUUGCGAGCCGUUUCUGCUCGUCGGGACUGCUGUCGAUUCAGACCGUCGCCAGCUCCAUCGCCAUCGGCGCGAUCGACGUCGGCAUCGCCGUCGGAGUCGAGAGCAUGUCGACCAACGACGACAAACCACCCCCAAUGAGCUCCGUGAUCACGGAGCAUCCAAUCGCCAAAGACAACCUCCAACCCAUGGGCUGGACGUCGGAAAACGUCGCCCGAGACUUCAACAUCCCGCGCGAAACGCAAGACAAGUUCGCCGCCAUGUCUCAGAACCGCGCGGAGCGCUCGCAACGGGAAGGCUGGACGGCCGACGAGAUCGCGCCCGUGACGACCCAAUGGAUCGACCCAAAGACGAAGGAGAAGAAGACCAUCACCGUCGACAAGGACGACGGCAUCCGACCGGGCACCACAUAUGAAGGGCUCGCAAAAAUCCGCUCCGCGUUCCCGCACUGGGGCCCCACCACGACGGGCGGCAACGCCAGCCAAGUGACGGACGGAGCGGCGGCGGUGCUGCUGAUGAAGCGGUCGACGGCCCAGAGGCUCGGCCAAAAGAUCAUCGGCAAGUACGUCAAGAGCACGGUCGUCGGCCUCGAGCCCCGUAUCAUGGGCAUCGGCCCCAGCCUCGCCAUCCCCAAGAUCCUGGAGAAGACCGGCCUGACCAAGGAGGAUGUCGAUCUCUUUGAGAUCAACGAGGCUUUCGCCAGCAUGUACGUCUACUGCGUCAACGAGCUCGGCCUGGACAUCGAGAAAGUGAACGUUCGAGGCGGCGCCAUCGCCAUCGGCCACCCUCUAGGUUGCACAGGCACACGACAGGUCGUGACGGCCCUCUCGGAGCUGAAGCGGCGGAACGCCAAAGUCGUCGUCACGUCCAUGUGUGUAGGGACCGGAAUGGGCAUGGCGGGCGUGUUUGUCAACGAGGCUUAA
This is a messenger RNA of Exophiala bonariae, 1266 nucleotides long. RefSeq lists its product as uncharacterized. Gene Ontology annotation, cellular component: peroxisome. NCBI's taxonomy places the organism in Eukaryota, Fungi, Ascomycota, Eurotiomycetes, Chaetothyriales, Herpotrichiellaceae. Gene Ontology annotation, molecular function: acetyl-CoA C-acyltransferase activity. Gene Ontology annotation, biological process: fatty acid beta-oxidation; phenylacetate catabolic process. The transcript has 3 exons. The record is from RefSeq and is a predicted model, not a curated record. The coding region runs from base 1 to 1266 and encodes 421 amino acids.